UCAACCUUCCCAGCGAGCAUGAAGUUCUCAGAGGCUGGAGAAUGAGAGAGCGGGUCACGAUGGAAGAGCAAACUCUGCACUUUCAGCAAGAAGUUACGAUGGAGAGAAUGAAGCAUUACACAGUGCUCUAAGGCGUAAGAGAGACUUACUCCGGAGACUAAGGGAACAGCACAUGUUGGAUGACUUAGCAAGGCCACAGACAUGGGCUGGAACUUGCAGACAGCACUAUUAUGAAUCUCCUGCCUCGCCCACACCUCCGGUUUAUAUCUAUCAGUCUCCGCCUCCUGCUCCUCCUCCAGCUCUGCCUCCAGCACCACAGCCUCCUCGAAUCAUCCAACACCCUGUUCCACAUCCACCAGCCACCAUCAUUCAGCAGCUCCCACAGCAGCAGCCACUUAUAGCACAGAUUCCACCAGUCCAACCUGUACCCCACAGAUCCGGCAGCAUUAAAGAGGACAUGGUGGAGCUGAUGCUCAUGCAGAAUGCUCAGAUGCACCAGAUCAUCAUGCACAACAUGAUGCUCAAAGCACUUCCUCCGUCGAUCGCUGGCAUGAGCGGGAGUCCUCCUGCAGGCCAGGAGAACUACUACAUGAAAGGCAAAGGAGGUGCCGCCCACCAUCAUCAUCACUACAGGCCUUUGCCGCUCCCUCCUAUUGGCUCCUUCUCAGCUUGGUCGUCUAUGAUGUCUGCACAAGGGGGAGGAGCUUAUCAGCCAUCCAUUCAGCACUUAACCAGCCCGGUAACUCUGCCUCCACUUAACACUGUCACUGUUGAUGGACUAAAGACGAGAUUUCCUCUUGGAUUCUAAGCAUCCUUCACCUCUAUCAGGUUCAGGGAAGAAGAAAAUGUACACAUUUUUACAUUAC
This is a messenger RNA of Neoarius graeffei (lesser salmon catfish), 866 nucleotides long. RefSeq lists its product as uncharacterized. NCBI's taxonomy places the organism in Eukaryota, Metazoa, Chordata, Actinopteri, Siluriformes, Ariidae. The transcript has 9 exons. The record is from RefSeq and is a predicted model, not a curated record. Bases 173 to 808 code for a protein of 211 amino acids.